CUCAUUUGGCCUCCACUCUCGUUCGCCUUUUACUCCCCAUACAAAAGAACGCUGGGCGUGCUUGCUUCCCAACUUCCCUCUUUCUAUCUACGCCAUGUGCAAUGGCAGACGCAGCUCAUCCUGCUAGCACUCCUGCUUCCUCAUCCACUCGUGCAAAGAAACGCAGCCGGCAGAAGACCAAUCAACAGAAAAGAGCCUAUGCACAUGAUGCUUUGAUCGCAUUCGAGCACAACCGAACUUUUGCAAAUGCAUUUAGGGCUUGGCUUGCUCAUGUGGAAGAGACGCUUUCACCUGAGGAACACAGAUCAGCUGCUAAAUUUACAAGGGCUAUGCGGUCGUUCAGCUCGAAAAGCUCUGGAGAACCGGACUACACUGAGACAGAGCGUAUAUCUGCCGACACUCUUGCCCGAUGGGUAGAUGAUCUUGCUUGGUCUCUUAAUGUAAAAUUUACACUUGAUGAGAACGCUGGCAAGCUCAAAACACCGACAGCGCGGAUCGGGAAUAAUUUUCGCUCGUUGAUCCAUUUCCUGGCUAGUAUACAUGCCUUUACGCAGAGUGAUGUGAGCUAUUUGCUUGAUGAAUGCAGGGCCCUCGCAGAUGACCUAAACCGGACGGCGCGGGUCAAUCGAAUCAUGGAAGAAUAUGCCAUCUAUGUUCAAGAGGCAUAUUUUGAUACAGGACGGACAGUGGACGAAACCUAUUAUGGAGAAUACGAAGUCGAAAGGAUCGCCGGGCGACGAAUCCUCGUUUUGCGGAGAUAUGAUCCUGAUGACGAUUCAGAUACUUCAAGCACGUCUUUAAGAUCGUUUACGACAUAUUUCCCUGCCCCACUGGUCCAGAUUGUCAAACGCGGUGAUACGUUAACUCUGCAGAUCUGCCACCUUGAGCAGAACAAGGCCUGGGUUCCGUACAUGUAUUCUGGAUUCACGCCAUCCAGAGAGGACGCAGGGACCUCUACUCCGACGGAAAGACAAAUAAGAGCUUCAUCUGGACGAUCCGGAGACGAUCCAACAGCCGUGCUACAGUCUACGCUAAUGCGACUCGAAAUGUCACCACGCCGGCGGUCCGAGAACAGCCCUAGCCCAGGAUCAGGGCGACAUGGUGCACGCUCCCGGACGCCUCAGCGGGUCGGCUCGGGACAUCGGCCGCCGCCUCCCCAAGCGCCUGGAUUCGACUUCACAUUUGACGAGGCGAAGUUUACGGAUGAAUAUUUCCGUGCGUGGGAUGGUGACAUUGACUCCGACGAGGACUUCUCGGACCUCGUGCGCCCGCCAGAUCCUGCACUAGAUGACGAACCUGACAGUCCUGCUAGUGGCGAUGGCAGCUCUAGCAGCGAACCGUGCGUGAAUUUGUACCAUGCGUUGAGGGAACGGCAUAUGCAUUCAUAACUGCAACAAUGUUAAUAUCAAUGAUGAUUGUGAUCGACGCUCUUCAUAUCAUGACUUGGCAAAGCCACCAUUCCAUUUUUGAUCUGCGGCUCCAUUUUUCAUAUUCAUAUCUUGCGCCCGCAUUUUUCCUCCGUGCUUCCGCUCUUGCUGCUUGAUACGUAUGUCUCUUACCGUCCGAGUCAUGUACCCACCUUAGAAGAUCCAUGCAUAUGAACGAUAGAC
Fomitiporia mediterranea MF3/22 is the source of this 1610-nucleotide messenger RNA. RefSeq lists its product as uncharacterized. The record is from RefSeq and is a predicted model, not a curated record. The transcript has 6 exons. NCBI's taxonomy places the organism in Eukaryota, Fungi, Basidiomycota, Agaricomycetes, Hymenochaetales, Hymenochaetaceae. The coding region runs from base 102 to 1388 and encodes 428 amino acids.